AUGUCUCUUGAGGAAAACAUGAUCUUUGAAUUGCAUACCAAGAAAAGAACUUGGAAGAUAGCAGUACGAAUCACUGAUAUGUGGCAUGUUAACAAGCACAAUGGUAGACAAGUGAUAGAAAUGUUGUUCAUGGACCAAACAGGUGCAAAGAUUGGUGCCACUCUUUGGCAAGAAUUGUUUCGUGAAUUUGAGGCAAUGUUGCAUUGUGGUUCUGCAUAUGUGAUUCAGGACAUUAAGGUUGUUGAAAAUCAUUCUGAAUACAAAGUGAGUACGAUUCCAUUUUUGGUUUACUUGGUGAAAACUAUUGUGAAGGAGGCCGAGCAUCCUGAGAUUCCUACUAAUGUCCAUGUUAUUACUCCAUUUGUUGAUAUUAUUAAUGGGGUAGCACCGCGUGACACUUUAGUUGAUGUUGUUGGUGUUGUGGCCGAAGUCAUUGAGCGUAAAACAGUUAAUCCUACAUAUAGAGUUAUAGUCAAGUUGAGGGAUAACAUUGAUAGGGAUAUGAUCUUGACCGCCUGGGAGGAAUAUGCUCUUCAGCUUGAUGAUGCUAUAGAGAAAAAUCAUUUUGAUAGGAAGUCAUUGGUGGUUAUGUUAACACUUGCUAAGAUCAAAGAUUCUAAAGACAAGUAUCCUCUCAGUAUCCAAAAUAUCAAGCAUGGGUCCAAGUUGUAUGUGAACACUGAUAUAGCAGAAAUCUGA
This is a messenger RNA of Glycine soja, 699 nucleotides long. RefSeq lists its product as uncharacterized. The coding region runs from base 1 to 699 and encodes 232 amino acids. NCBI's taxonomy places the organism in Eukaryota, Viridiplantae, Streptophyta, Magnoliopsida, Fabales, Fabaceae. The record is from RefSeq and is a predicted model, not a curated record. The transcript has 5 exons.